Sinocyclocheilus grahami is the source of this 2103-nucleotide messenger RNA. RefSeq names its product gamma-tubulin complex component 4-like. Gene Ontology annotation, biological process: mitotic cell cycle; cytoplasmic microtubule organization; meiotic cell cycle. The transcript is spliced from 19 exons. Lineage: Eukaryota; Metazoa; Chordata; Actinopteri; Cypriniformes; Cyprinidae. Gene Ontology annotation, cellular component: spindle pole; gamma-tubulin complex; microtubule organizing center. Gene Ontology annotation, molecular function: gamma-tubulin binding; microtubule minus-end binding. The record is from RefSeq and is a predicted model, not a curated record. Bases 19 to 2049 code for a protein of 676 amino acids.
GGGAUCUGCGUCAUCAACAUGCGACCGGGGUUUCGGCGCACCGGCAAAAUGAUCCAUGAGCUGCUGCUGGCUCUGAGUGGAUAUCCAGGGACAAUAUUCACCUGGAAUAAACGGAAUGGAUUGCAGGUGUCCCAGGACCUUCCGUUCCUCCACCCCAGUGAGACCAGUGUCCUCAAUCGGCUCUGUAAAAUGGGCACUGACUAUGUGCGCUUCACAGAAUUCAUAGAGCAGCACACGGGUCAUGUCCACCAACAGGAGCAUUACUCCAGCCAGCCGAGUCAGUCUGGGCUUCAUGGCAUUUACCUGCGGGCGUUCUGCACUGGGCUCAACUCCAUGCUGCAGCCCUAUCGGCACGCUUUACUGGACCUCGAAAAAGAGUUUUUAGGUGAUCCACACCUCUCCAUUUCUCACGUAAACUACAUGCUGGAACAGUUUCAGCUUCUCUUCCCCUCUGUGAUGGUUGUUGUGGAGACCAUCAAGUCUCAGAAGAUUCAUGGCUGCCAGAUCCUAGAGACUGUGUACAAGCACAGCUGUGGAGGACUGCCUCCUGUCAGGAUGGCCUUAGAGAAGAUUCUUGCAGUGUGUCAUGGCGUGAUGUAUAAGCAGCUGGCUGCGUGGAUGCUGCACGGGUUGCUGCUGGAUCAGAGUGAGGAGUUCUUUGUCAAGCAGGGCCCCAGCGCAGGCGGAGCCACAGCUGCACAGGAGGAAGAGGAGGAGGACCUGGGUAUCGGAGGGCUGAGUGGAAAACAGCUCCGUGAGCUGCAGGAUUUGAGACUGAUCGAGGAAGAGAACAUGCUCGCACCAUCCCUGCAGCAGUUCUCCUUGCGUGUGGAGAUGCUUCCCUCAUACAUUCCUGUUCGAGUAGCCGAAAAAAUCUUAUUUGUUGGGGAGUCGGUACAAAUGUUUGAAAAUCACAACCAGAGCCCAUCCCGAGCUGGGUCUAUACUGAAGCACCAGGAGGAUCAAGGAAAAAAUGAGCGUGUUUUCAUGAGAUUCACCCAAUCUAACAGCACUAGCAGGUGUCUAGAUGCAGUUGUGUUUGUCUUUUUUCUGCAGCACUUAUGGACUUUGAUGGUUGAAGAAUCCGAUCUUUUGGGCCAGCUGAAGAUCGUAAAGGACUUCUACUUGUUGGGGCGAGGUGAACUGUACCAGGUCUUCAUUGACCUUGCUCAGCAUAUGCUGAAAACCCCACCAUCUGCCGUUACUGAACAUGAUGUCAAUGUGGCAUUUCAGCAAGCGGCUCAUAAAGUGCUGCUAGACGAUGACAAUCUUUUGCCCCUCCUGCAUCUCACCAUAGACUACCAAGGGAAAGAAUGCAAAGAGGCUUCUGGGAAUCGAGAGGGCACCACUCCUCCACAGGAGACUUCUCCUCGUGAGGCUCCACCUACUGGCUGGGCAGCGCUGGGAUUGGCUUACAAGGUUCAGUGGCCCCUACAUAUUCUUUUCACUCCUGCUGUGUUGGAGAAGUACAACGUAGUGUUCCGUUACCUGCUGAGUGUGCGUCGAGUCCAGUCUGAGCUGCAGCACUGCUGGGCCUUGCAGAUGCAGCGCAAGCAUCUUAAAUCAAACCAGAUGGAUGCCGUUAAAUGGAGACUCCGCAACCACAUGGCCUUCCUAGUGGACAACCUUCAGUAUUACCUUCAGGUGGACGUUCUAGAGUCCCAGUUUUCACAGCUCUUACAACAGAUCAACGCCACACGAGACUUUGAGAGCAUUCGAUUGGCCCAUGACCAUUUCCUCAGCAAUCUCCUUGCACAAUCUUUCAUUCUGCUCAAGCCUGUGUUCCACUGUUUGAAUGAGAUUCUGGACCUCUGUCACAACUUUUGUUCCCUGGUCAGUCAGAAUCUUGGGCCUCUGGAUGAAAGAGGAGCUGCGCAGCUGGAUAUUCUUGUGAAGGGGUUUAGUCGUCAGUCAUUCCUGCUCUUCAAGAUUCUUUCCAGUGUACGUAACCACCAGAUAAACUCUGAUUUGGCACAACUGCUGUUACGACUAGAUUACAACAAAUACUACACACAGGCAGGAGGCACGCUGGGAAGUUUUGGGCUAUAAAGCGGCACCUGAAGAUUCGAGGCAAAAUUCAUACAUUGGUGCAUCUCAGCUUAU